GGGAUCCAAGGCCGCAGCCCCGGCACUAACUAAUCUCAACAGUUGCUAAGCGGCUCCAUUGCCGUGCUGGACCUGCAUCAGGGCCCUGGCUCGCCUCUGUCUGGCGCUGAUAGGAUCCGGGCCUCGCGCCAGUGGAAAUCAAACAAUAAAAUUCAGCGUUCACCCGAUGACAUGUUCGCCGUCCCCCGGUGCCCGCUUCGUUGGCCAGUCUCCUCUCGCAACGGUUGCGGCAAUGCUGGAUGACUACGCUCCGGCCGACGGCGCUGCUGACGGCGGAGCGCUAUCUCCCUUUGUUGAGCAGCAUCAUGGGUCGCCCAAUGCGAGACGCGGCGGACCGGGGCCGCAUGCGCACCCGCCGCCCCGGUUUCAAUCGAGACACCAGCAGCAUUGGCCCGGCUUCCGACCCUGGCGACGACACGGCGACGCUGAUGCCGCGGAUGCGCUCAGACAUCAUGCGCAAUACCAGCCCUUUCGUAUGCAAAAGACUCCCCCGCCAGGCAAUUCCGGUCCCCGUCGUCCUGUGCUAGAGUUGAGAUCCGAUGCCCAUGUCCCGCCAGACCUUAUCUCUCCCCGUAGCGACUCCUUCUUCUACAGCUCUCGGCCAGCAAGGCCUUGCCCGAGCCCGACUCCAACCAUUUCACACUUUCCACCCAACAACAGAACGAGAGCCGAGCCGACGCCGACGCCGACGCAACGACCACCGCCUCGGUCCGUUUUUCCGGGCUUAUCCUCCAACCCCUUCAUUCCGGAAUCGCCCGAGUCGGAAGAGACAUCGCCCGUUGAGACGAGACGGUUCCCGUUGCUUACCCGGCAACAUGAACAUGUAGCCCGCUCCGACCGAGAUUCCAGCAUGGGGUCACCCAACGAAAGCCGGCAGGGUACGCCGACAGAGCCUAACAGCGUGGUGGUGGUGGAAAACUUCUCGCGGCCGCGUAAGACUAGUGUCAGGUCACAGCAAUCGGACGGGGCCCUGUCAUGGCACAUGGCGGCACACCGGCUCUAUACCGACCCACCCCAGCUUGAUCAGCCGCCGCCGCAAACAAGCGGUUCCCACCCACCAGCGGGCAUCCACCGUGUCCCGAAUCCCUCAACCCCGAGUCGUCAACCCUCGGAAUCUUCCUCCAGGACGGCUAGCACCUUCUCCUCCUCGAUCCCUCCCCGUCUGAGCCACGAACCUCUCGACAUUUCGCCGAAAAGCGAUCCCUCGAGACUGCCAACUCCGGCCGUCGUUGCUCCAACACCCACCUCUCCGAGAUCGCCGCAAGCGCAGCACAACCACAAUGGUCCCAACCCGCAUCUUCGCGAAGUGCCACCAUGGUUAAUGACCGGCGACGAGGCUCGGUCUAGCUUUCGGUCUCAGCUCACUUCUUCGACGGCACAAGGCACUCUUUUCACCGCGAGUGGGACCGAUCGGAAUAGUGUCACGGAGCAAUCCAUCAUCAACGGUUAUGCGAGGAGGAGUUGGCGGGCGACCUCCGUGGAUGACGGUCUCAGCUUGGAAGACGUGAUGGGCAUGUACGAGAGAGGGUUUAACGACUCCGAUAUCGAGAGCGUCCGCCGCAGCAUGAGGUUUCCCGAUGACGACGACAUCCCUGAGACCGAUCCCGAUAUGGAUAUGCCGGAGAUGGGAGGUUCACGACCGCCCAGUUCCCACUCCGGCGCGAGCGAGUUGAGGGAGAAAAUGCUCGAGGCAAUGAACGACAGCCUGCCAAUCCCCCGAGCGGUCCCGAUCCCGGAAUCGGGCCACCCAAUCGCGAGACAGUCGAGGACUCGACAUUCCUUGCUGCCGAACUCGUUACCGGAUUCGGUCGGCCUCGGCCUUGCAUCCGAGCACGCCUCGCGGCGGGAGAAGGCUGGAUCGGAUACUAUGGAGAAGCACGAUUCCGCCAAGUUGCUGGAUAACGACGGCGAUGCAGGCCUCUCUAAGGAGAUUGGCAUUCAAUCGCCCACCCCAUCAUCCCCAACCUCCCCCGCGCAAGCACAGCCUCCGACAGCAGAUUUGCCCUCGCCGAACUCCGUCACGCCGGUAGUCACGGCCCCCCUCCCACAGGAACCUCCGGAGGACCCGGAUAGUCGAGAUCGGUACGGAUUUCGUAAAGCGAGCGCCAACGUCAGCCGCCAGGAGUAUGACGCCUGGGACAAGACCUACACCGAGUACUUGGCCCGGAGGCGCAAGAAGUGGAUUGCGUUUCUCAAAGACAACUCGUUGAUGACGGAUCGGCCGAACCGAUUCCCGCCGCGCAGCGCAAAAACGAAACGGUUUAUUCGAAAAGGGAUACCCCCUGACUGGAGGGGAGCCGCCUGGUUCUACUAUGCCGGCGGACCCGCGAUCUUGAGCAAGCAUCGGGGGGUUUACGACCAGCUGGUGCAGCGAGCUGGCCUGGACCAGGACAACGCCGGCCCUCCGUCUCGACCAAGCGAGCUGAAGCCUGUCAUCGUAGAGGACAUCGAAAAGGACUUGUACCGGACAUUCCCCGACAACGUGCGAUUUAAGCCGCCACCGCCGCCCCCUGGAACAUGCCAGCCCGGUCAGUCACAGCCACAGCCGGAACCAGAGAUUAUCACGUCUCUGCGGCGCGUCUUGCAUGCCUUUGCCAUUUAUAACCCGCGCAUCGGCUAUUGCCAAUCUCUCAAUUUCUUAGCCGGCCUCCUCCUGCUCUUUGUGGAGACCGAGGAGCAGGCAUUUUGGCUCCUGAACGUGAUCACGCGUGUCUACCUACCGGGCACCCACGAGAUGAGCUUGGAAGGAUCCAAGGUCGACCUAGGCGUUCUCAUGGUCGCCCUGAAGGAAUCGAUGCCCGGCGUGUGGAAGCAGAUAGGCGGCGACGAGUUCGAAGCGGGCAAGAAGAAUAAGGGACGACGAGGCCAGAAGUCGGGUCACGGCGCGAAUUCCGGCAGCGUCAGCGACCCCAACCGCCUUCCCGCCAUCACGCUCUGCAUGACGGCUUGGUUCAUGUCCUGCUUCAUCGGGACGCUGCCCAUCGAGACGACGCUCCGCGUCUGGGACGUGUUCUUCUACGAGGGCUCGCGCACGCUCUUCCGCAUCGCGCUGACCAUCUUCAAGCUCGGCGAGCGUGAGAUCAAGGCGGUGAAGGAUCCGAUGGAGAUGUUCGGCGUGGUGCAGACGUUUCCCCGGCGCAUCGUCGACUGCAACAUGCUACUCGAGACGUGCUACAAGCGGCGCAACGGCAUCGCCCACCUGAGCCAGGAGUUGGUCGAGGAGAAGAGGAAGGAGCGGCGCGAGGGCAUCCGCAGGUGGAAGGCCGAGCAGGAAGCCGCCGCCAGCGAGCACAGCAGUCCGCAGCCGACGACGAAACAACGGCUCGGUACCGAUGCCCUGGGGUUAGACCUGGCGACCGACCCCGAAGACGUCCGCCGAAAAACACCGCUGUUUGGGCGGCGAAAAGAUCGCGAGCAGGUCCGGGCGGCCGAGGUGGUUUAGGGUGCACCCCGGCCCCCGUCGACCCUGAUCGGUAACCCUUGACCGGCAACAUGAUCUUCAUUCGCUCCUUGGCAUCAAUUUCCUUUUGUCACAUGCAUCGCGUCGGGGACGCUUUCACUUCGCUGGGUUUGUAUCAGACUUCGUUCCCCGUCUUGCUUUUUUUUUUUUCCUUUUCCGCAAGCGUGCGUGCAAUUAAUUAAUUUAGCGAGACUUUGCAAGAUCUGCUUGGCGAGCGGGGAGAAGAAGGAUUGCUGCGUACCUUUGUAUGUAUUUUAAG
This is a messenger RNA of Thermothelomyces thermophilus ATCC 42464, 3719 nucleotides long. RefSeq lists its product as uncharacterized. The coding region runs from base 233 to 3442 and encodes 1069 amino acids. The record is from RefSeq and is a predicted model, not a curated record. The transcript has a single exon. Lineage: Eukaryota; Fungi; Ascomycota; Sordariomycetes; Sordariales; Chaetomiaceae.